Molecule: messenger RNA, 851 nt
Organism: Perkinsus marinus ATCC 50983
Lineage: Eukaryota; Perkinsozoa; Perkinsida; Perkinsidae
Exons: 1
Coding region: 1-849 (282 amino acids)
Source: RefSeq, a predicted model, not a curated record
AUGGCUGCUCACCGUCCUCUCGUAUUCUAUCUAGCAGUGCGAGGCUUGGGCUUCUUGGGCUCCAUAGGCUUACGACUACUCGGAUAUCGCCGUUAUCACUACGGUAGGGUGGGGUAUUGGUACAAGGGGGAUCCUACCUUAGACGAUAAGGAGGAAGUUUUGGUGUUUUUCCAUGGCCUAGGGAUUGGUGUCACCACAUACAUUCCCUUCCUACCAUCCUUCACUGCGAAGACCCACUUCCUAUUCGAGUUACCGUGGGUGUCGAUGGACCCAUGGGCCGAAGUGGUCCCAGCAGAGGAGUAUGCUCAUGGCGUUGAGUGUGCCCUACGAUAUCAUGGAGCCCUUGAGGGCCAACGGCGCCUUUGUCUAGCUGGCCAUUCCUUCGGUACCUUUACUAUAGCAUGGGUGAAGCACUACUGUCCAGAAGUGUACUCUCGCUCUCGAGUGGUCCUGAUAGACCCUGUUAGCAUCCAUCUCCAGCUACCAGAUGUUUGCGCUAACUUCCUGUAUAAGAAGCCUGAGAAACCCUUUGCAAAGUUUUUACGGUAUAUAGCGUCUCAAGAAGUUGGUAUCGCCUGUUGUCUAUUCCGCAACUUCUUCUGGAUGCAAUGCGUCAUGUUCCCCUCUGAGCUACCCCGAGGCUCAGCAGUGUUCCUGUCGGAGCAUGACCAUGUGGUGCCGGUGAAGGACGUCUAUGCGGAAUGCCAUUUCAAUGGGGUUACUACUGUUAUUUUGGAUGGUAUAGACCACGGGAAGAUAUUAGUACGAAGAGACUACAUGCGUAUGGUUGCCGAGGCUGUUAAUUCGAAGCCGCCUUCUACCCAUGAAUCUUUGCAGUGCGCACACUAACA